AUGGCGUCUCCCACUACAGCAAAGAGCGUUCUUAUUGUUGGUGCGACCGGAUACAUUGGAGGCUCAAUCCUUACCGAACUCUUGCAAUCCGCCGAGGCGUCUGAAUUGACCAUCUCAGCCUUGAUCCGUCGACCAGAACAGGCGGCCCGACUCCAGUCUCUCGGAGUCAAGCCUCUGAAAUUCAAUGGCCUGGACGACCUUGACGCAUGUAGAGAGGCGGCUUCCCAGCAUGAUGUGGUAAUCAAUGCCGCAUCUGCCUCCCACGAUAGCUCAGCCAAGGCCUUGAUAGAAGGGUUGAGCCAGAGGCAGAAAGCUACUGGCAAAGAUACGUACAUGAUCCAUACCUCUGGCACGUCAAUCCUGGGAGACCAUCCCUACACCGGUACGCCCCAGAAUCAGAAAAUCUGGUCGGACGAGAAGGACGACGUCUACGCCAUGGAGAAGAACCAUCCCGAGCGCUACGGGCAACGGGUCACCGAUGUCGCGGUUGUCGAGACAGGAUUGAGUCUUGGUGUCAAGACGUAUAUCGUCGUUCCUCCCACUAUCUAUGGCAAAGGAUCCGGUCCAUUUGCGACACUAAGUCAACAGGUGCCCAAUCUUGCGCGCCUUGCCCGCAAACGAGGCCGUGCUGCCGUCAUUGAGAGUGGAGCUGGUAUCUGGAAUCAUGUCCACAUCCUGGAUCUGGCAAACUUCUAUCUCCUCCUCUUCCGGGCUGUGCGAGAACAACCUGACUGGCUUCCAUCGGGCCCCAGGGCCGUCUUCUUCGUCGAGAGUGGAGAGCAUACAUGGCUACAGGUUAGCCAGGGUAUUGCUGACGCUCUGCACAAGCAGGGACUAUUAGACAAUAACAAAGUCGAGUCGAUCAGUAUGAAGGAAGCAGCAGCAGAAAUCACUGGGGGCAAUGAGAGUCUCGUGGAAAUCACUCUUGCGUCCAAUUCCCGGGCGAGAGCCGAUUUUGCUCGCAUUCGGCUGGGGUGGAAGACAUCCAGGGGCGAUGAAGAUUUUCUGAAUCACUUCGAUGGGGAGAUUGAAGCCAUGAGAGAAGAGCUACAGGCGUCUAAGUAG
Aspergillus viridinutans is the source of this 1065-nucleotide messenger RNA. RefSeq lists its product as uncharacterized. NCBI's taxonomy places the organism in Eukaryota, Fungi, Ascomycota, Eurotiomycetes, Eurotiales, Aspergillaceae. The transcript has 7 exons. The record is from RefSeq and is a predicted model, not a curated record. Bases 1 to 1065 code for a protein of 354 amino acids.